Fusarium keratoplasticum is the source of this 990-nucleotide messenger RNA. RefSeq lists its product as uncharacterized. The transcript has 4 exons. The record is from RefSeq and is a predicted model, not a curated record. NCBI's taxonomy places the organism in Eukaryota, Fungi, Ascomycota, Sordariomycetes, Hypocreales, Nectriaceae. Gene Ontology annotation, cellular component: oligosaccharyltransferase complex. Bases 1 to 990 code for a protein of 329 amino acids.
AUGCGUUUCCUUUCGUCACUCCUUUCGCUCGCCCUCCUCGCGACGGGUGCUGUCGCAGCUAAGAAGUCGACCACCGAGCGAUUCAACGAGUUCCACGCCAAGCAGACCUCGAACCCGAUCAAGCUCAGAGAUUCUUCAUACAAGUCCCUGACUGCUACACCUCGUGACUACAGUGUUGCUGUUCUCCUGACGGCUGCCGAUGCACGAUUUGCUUGCCAACUCUGCCGCGAGUUUCAACCCGAAUGGGAUCUAGUUGGCAGGAGCUGGGCCAAGGGCGACAAGGCCGGAGAGUCACGCCUGGUUUUCGGCACGCUGGAUUUCACUGAUGGCAGAGAUGUCUUCAUGCAGCUUGGCCUCCAAACCGCCCCUGUCCUCUUGCUCUUCCAGCCUACCCAGGGCCCUCAUGCCGUUGCAAAGCAGGACCCUUUGCGAUAUGACUUCACCAACGGACCCGCGACUGCCGAGCAAGUCCAGAUUUGGCUCGCCCGUCAUCUCCCAGGCCGACCUCAUCCUCCCGUGAAGCGACCCAUUAACUGGAUGCGAUGGAUUUCUGGCAUCACCAUUGUUCUCGGAGGUUCAACUGCACUCUACGUCGCCUACCCUUACGUGCUGCCCAUUCUCCAGAGCCGAAAUCUCUGGGCUUCCAUCAGCCUCAUCUCGAUCCUGCUCUUCACCAGCGGACACAUGUUCAACCACAUCCGCAAGGUUCCUUACGUCGCUGGCGACGGACGAGGUGGAAUUAGUUACGUUGCGCCCGGUUUCCAGCAGCAGUUUGGCCUGGAGACCCAGAUUGUGGCCGCGUUGUACGGUGUCUUGUCGUUCUGCGCUAUUUCCCUGGCGAUCAAGGUGCCCCGCAUCGCUGAUGCCAAGACUCAACAGGUCGCUGUCAUCGCUUGGGGUGGUGUCCUGUUCCUCGUCUACAGCUUCCUUCUCAGCGUGUUCCGCGUCAAGAAUGGAGGUUACCCCUUUUCUCUGCCGCCUUUCAUGUAA